Purpureocillium takamizusanense is the source of this 4374-nucleotide messenger RNA. RefSeq lists its product as uncharacterized. Bases 641 to 4213 code for a protein of 1190 amino acids. NCBI's taxonomy places the organism in Eukaryota, Fungi, Ascomycota, Sordariomycetes, Hypocreales, Ophiocordycipitaceae. The record is from RefSeq and is a predicted model, not a curated record. The transcript has 2 exons.
UCCUUCCAUCCACCACCAUCCAUGCUUGCGCCGGGACUGCUCCAACCUAAACGAGCCUGACAGGUCGAACGCAUGUGCUCGCCGCAAAUUUCUCCCAACUCGUCGCGCGCUCUAUCUCCUCCUCCUCCUCCUCCUCCUCCACAACUUUCCCUCCCCGCCUCCCGCCAGCGCAUCCAACAUCACCUCCAACCUGCUGCCCGACCGAGUCCACGUCCUGCCAUCCGUUUUGGCGCUGGCGCCUGGUGAAGCGCUUUGCUUCCUCGAUCUUCGACUGCCGCCGUGCCGACAACGAGACCACGCGCCCCAGCGACGCCGACGUGGGCGACACAACCGCGCACGAGUUGCCUGUCCCCGACCGGCGGCGCGGGAAGAAAGGGGAAAAAAAAUCUGGGGGUUCGGUCGACUGGCUGGCUGCCCAGCGUCAUCGCAGGUUUUCCACAGUGCGUGCGUGCGUGCCUGUGUGUGAGUGUGUGGGUGCGUGUGGCGUGUUUGCGCGCGCCGCGUCUGCCCCCAUCAGUCCAUCUGUUUCGCUCUCUGUGGUGGCCCCAGCCGGCCGCCCCCCAGCGAGUGAGACCAGGCCAGGCCAGUCUGGGAACGGCGAAACGGGUCGGAAUUUUCGAGCUAAAAACUCGGCUUGACCAUGGAUCCAAGACAGCACCAGCACCAGCACCAGCACCCGUCCCAACAACACCAGCAACAUCAUCAUCAGCAUCAGCGCCAGCCUGUCCUCGGCCCUGCCCAUCACCAGCAGCCGCCACCGCCGUCGCAGCAACACACGGCUCCCGCCCCCCACCCUCGCGCACCCGCCCUGCGCCCGGAACCGACUCCCGACUACCACGGCAGUCAUAGUAACAGCCACUUCGCCGUUGCUGCUCCGCCCGCCACCUCGUCAUCCUCGUCGCCCUCGCCAUCGCUCUACCCUCCCCGAGCUCCCGCUACGCGAUCGCCAGCCGCCAGCAACUCACCCUUCUCCUCGCGCGCCGCCGCUCCCUAUGCCCCUGCCGACCAUCGACGCACGAGUGACACUCCAUACUACCCACCAGCUGCUCGCUCGAGCUUGCCUGACCUGGGCCACAGCCGCGCCCAGAGCGCCUCGUCGCUCCCGUCAUCCAGGGACCUGAACCGCGCCAUGCCGCCGCCGACGUCGCCGCCCCAGCCAGGCGCGCCGCCGCCGCCCUCUCUUCACCAGCAGCAUCAAGCCGGCAUGGGUUUCGGACCGCCGCCCCCGAGACCGCCCCCCGUCGCCGUCGGGCCGCCGACCUCGUUUCCCUCUGGCCGGGAGCUCCCUGCGCUGAGCUCUCUCACGCGCUCCGGCAGCGGCGGCAGCUCCAUGUCCAUCUCCUCGAUGCUCGGCGGCCCGCCUCCGGCCGCGCGCGACUCGCAGCCGCCGCCACAACACUACCCUCCACACACCUCGGCGCCGCCGCCCGGGUCGGGCCCUGGCUACGCGCCGCCAGUCCACGCGUCGCCGCGGAUGCACUCGGCGUCGUCAGACUACCCCCCCUUCCGACGACCGCAGACCCCCGAUCACCAGCGACCGUACGACCCCCGCGGCGGCACCGCGCCGUCGCCUCGAAGCGGACACUAUUCUACGCCCGAGGUGCAGCGCUACGGGACGCCAGGGGCAGGAUACCACGCACGCCAUCCGUCGGCGCCUGCAGACACCUCCAGGGAGCCUGGAAGGAUGUCGGCUGGUCCGCCACCGACGGCCAGCGCGCCGCCGAAGCCGUACGGGGGGAUGCCGCCUCACAUGGGCAGGCCCGAAGACCAGUACGCUAGGAGGGACGAUCCCGGUCGGCCCGGCCCAGGCAUGGAGUAUCCCGAACGAACAGGCCUGCGGCCGUACCCCUACGAUGACCGAUAUCGAGCCGAGCGGGAGCGGCAGACUCAACCCGAACGGGAUCGCGAAGGACGAGAGCGCGCAUAUUCUGGUGGCGAUGCGCCUCGACACAUGAUGUCGCCUCACGAGAUGGGACAUCGCGAGCAGCAUCCCGGCCAAGGCCCCUACGGCCGCCCGCCUCCCGAAGCCCGCGACCAGCGCGAUGCUCGGGAUCCUCAGUGGGGUCGCCACGCCGCCGAGUCGAGCUACCGUGCUCCCAUGGAUCACCCGCGGCAGGAGUACCCCCCGUCGACGACAUACCCACCGCAUCACGCGGCAUACCAAACCGCGACCCCGGAGCGCUACCCGCCGGCUUCACACCCACCCCAACGCCCUCCGCCGCACGCAACUGCGCCGCCGCAGCCAUACGAUUCGCCUGACCGCGCCCGCAUGGAUCAUCUGCACCAACAACAGCAGCAGCAGCCACAGCAGCCACAGCAGCAACAGCAGCCACACCAUCCGCUGCAUCGCCCACGGCCUGGCGAGGAGGUGCCGCAGCCGCCGCCGCCGAUUGCGUAUAAUGGCGCCGGCCAUGCGCCGCCCGGGUACGACGCGGCGCGAAACCGAAGCUCGGAGGAGGCGUCGGGACCUAACAGCCACCAGCGGAACUUGCUCGCCGUGCAGGACAUGAAUCGCAAGGGUCGCCUUUCGCCUUUGCCCCAGGCCGUGCAAGGUGCGCAGCCCCAACAGCCGGGACCGGCGGCGGAGCCAGGCAUUAAGAGCGAGUUUGGCCGCAUGUUCUCGGGUAUUGGGAGCGGGGUCGGAGCUAUCGGGUCGUCGAGCCCCAUGGCGUCCAGCGCUGUAGCUGCGUACGGGAGCCAGACAAAUGCCAACAUGCCGGCGAAGCGCGAGGACGCAGAACCUACCGCUGCCGCCCCGGACUCUGGACCCGAGGCGGGGACCAAGCCGGCCAAAGGCCGGAGGCGUAAGCUCAAGGACGAGGACAACAAGGACGAGGACAGCUCGGGCCGGGUGACUCCUGGAGGACGCGCCAACAAACGCACCAAGGGCCAUCAGCACCACCACCACCACCACCAUCACCACCAUCACCACCACGGAGCUGAGGGCACCGCGUCCCCGACGGUGGGUGCGGCGCCCGCCAAGAAUUCCAAGGGAGUGCCGGCUGUCUCAUCCCCAACCGACAAGGCCGGCGGCCCGCAUCACCAUCACCACCAUCAUCACGGACCGAGAUCGACACAGACGCCCGUCGCGCAGGCCAAGCCGUCGGCCCCUCCCCCGGCCCCGGCACCCGUGAUACCGCCCAAGCCAAAGACCAUAAUCUCCAACAAGGCCGUGCUGGAUGCGGUCGCCGAUCGGCCACGUCACCACCUGGGCGACUUCAUCUACGAGCCCGGACUCAAGCCCGGGCGGCUGCUGCCAGACACACCCAGCCAUCGGGGCUUCUCGUCGAACCCGACACCUCUCCCUUGGGACACCAUCAAAGGCAAAGAAAACUGCAUCUUGACGGUCAAGGUGCCGCGGGUGCACCUAGUGCCGCUGGCUCGUGAAGAAAUCACCUCCAGGUCGUACCUCUGGGGAACCGACGUGUAUACGGACGACUCCGACGUCGUGGCGGCAUGCAUUCACAGUGGCUGGAUCAAGGGCGAAUGGGUUGAGGACGUUGACUCGUCCAUGCUUGACCUGGAAGAGGUGAGCCGGAGGAAGCCCAAGAGCCAGCCGACCGAGACCAUGCCUCCCGGCUCCGAAGGCCUCAUAACGGCGCCGCCUGCGUCCGGGCCGCUGUCCGUACCGGCUGACAGGGACCUGCAUGUCAACGUGCUGAUUCUGCCGCGUCUUGUGAAAUACGCGUCGACGACAAGGCAUGGCAUCACGAGCCGCGAGUUUGGUGGGCAGUUUGGAUCCCGCCACUCGGUCCAUGACGGCAUCAGCUUCAUGGUGAGGAGCAUACGCUGGGUCGAGAAUGGGGCGCAGCCGCAGGCGCGGCUUCGCGGCAAGGCACGGCGUGAGCGAAUGCGCAAGGUGAUGAAGGAGGUGACGGCUAGCUUCGGCAACAUGAACAGCCUGGAGCAGCCGCCGGCGCAGGAGCAGCAGCCAGACAAGGAUCCAAACGGGGUCCUGCGAAGCGAGAUCGCGGCAAACUGGCACAGGAAGGAAGCGGAGCAAGCCUUGACAGAGGCGGCCGAGAAUGGCGGCGGCGGUGGCGACGAGAAGGCACGCGACCCCAGCGAGGGAGACAAGGAGAAUUGGUUGGCCCAAGACAAGGCUGCUGCGGAACCUGCACCCCAGGAGGCGCCGGCGUCGGCAGCCAAGGAUGUCGAGAUGGCCGACGCGCAGGGCCCGCAGAAGCCGGCGGCGACGGAGGAGGGAAAGUGAGGCGCUGGCCCGACACCGGCGAGGAGGGUGCUACGAUGUGCCAAUUGCAUGCCAUAUUGUGUGCAUGUGCUUGGAUUCCCCAAGCGGCAGCGGGACACGGGCGUGCGUGUGUGCUUGACGCGAAUACCCAAACUCGAUAACAUCUAAUUGUACAUUUUGAC